Polychytrium aggregatum is the source of this 718-nucleotide messenger RNA. RefSeq names its product ubiquitin. The record is from RefSeq and is a predicted model, not a curated record. Gene Ontology annotation, biological process: regulation of proteolysis; modification-dependent protein catabolic process; protein neddylation. The transcript is spliced from 7 exons. The coding region runs from base 154 to 387 and encodes 77 amino acids. Gene Ontology annotation, cellular component: cytoplasm; nucleus. Lineage: Eukaryota; Fungi; Chytridiomycota; Chytridiomycetes; Polychytriales. Gene Ontology annotation, molecular function: protein tag activity; ubiquitin protein ligase binding.
CGAGAGCUUCCUUGCCCAUAAGCUGCUCCAGCAGCUUUCUCUGUUCGGCGGCACUCAUGGCUGCAGCCUGUCUGUGCCGCGCCAGCACCAGCUCGUCUCUCGUUCGAUCUCCGUCGCCUCUGCCCUCUAUCAUCACAGACAACGCCUCCCAAGAUGCUUAUCAAGGUCAAGACCCUUACCGGAAAGGAGAUCGAAAUCGAUAUCGAGCCGUCAGACACCAUUGGCCGUAUCAAGGAGAGAGUUGAAGAGAAGGAAGGCAUUCCUCCUGCUCAGCAGAGAUUGAUCUUUGGUGGAAAGCAAAUGGCCGAUGACCGAAGCGUCGUAAGCUACAACGUUGAGGCUGGCUCUGUCCUGCAUCUCGUUCUGGCCCUGCGUGGUGGAUGCUAGACCGCCGCCCUCUCCGAACCGAUCCCGGCUGCCCAGGCCGUGUGUGUUGACCAGUCCGAGCAUUGUCCUCGGGCCCUGACCCUGGCCUUGAAAUAAAAGCCCAGAUCACUCCAGCCUUUGUGAGCAAAUACAUAGAUCGGUCCUUGACUUCUUGCUCCCUUGCCGGUGUUCCGAUCGGUAGCGUCCAUUCUACUUUGCCUUCUUCUUCUUUGUCUUGCUGAGAUACGACGCAAAGACAUCCACUACCUGGGCCCUUGGCUUGGACGAGCCUUUUGGCGUUGCCGAUGCUGAUGCUACGGCCGCCGCUCGGCUUUCGCCAUCGUUGAGGGCU